AUGUCUGCCGGAUAUCGUGGAAUUCCAAUGCCUGCGCCAAGCGUUCCCACUCCUCGCGGACUGCAAGCGAUUUAUGCCACAUUGAAACAAAUUUAUCCCGACCAACCUAAUCCGCUACAAGUCACUGCAUUAGUGAAAUACUGGUUAGUGUACUUGCAAGUUAAUCAUGUAGUUACUUAUGCCCUUACUAUAGUCUUACUGGCAGUCAAUAUGCUGUAGUUUUUAGUGCGCGUUUUGAUACGUACUGAGAUGUGACGUUCCAUCGGGACGUUCCAACUUUUUUUUCCACCCCCUCCACCUACUUCCGCCCCCGCUGAGGAUGGCAAGUUUUUCCAAAGGGGGAUUUGGUGUUCUUAUCCCCUAAGCUGACAAAAUUUCAAUCUUUCAUAUUUUUUUUCAAACAUGCUUAUUAAAAAUUGACUAAAAAGAUUUAAGUUUUCAAAGGAUUCAGACACAAAAAAUGGAGAUUCAGAAUCUUGGGGGGGGGGGGGGGUUGUUAAAAAAAUAAAAAAAACUUUUUCAAAAAGGAGUUGCUGUGCGAUCACAAGCUCUUAGACAAACCCAAUUUUAGUGUGCACCCACAAUUUAGUCUGUGGAGUUGGUUUGCUUGUUACGGUCUGUAGGUCAGCAACAUCCACUCUGGCUUAACUCAUUCAAAUAUACUGUUAAUAUUUUUAUUUAUGUUCAUAGAAAAAUAAAAAAAAGAAAAAAUAUUUGUAGUGGAUAGAAGAGUAGGGAAAGAAAAAGUAAAAGAGGUGGGGGGGGGGGGGGGGGGGGGGGGGGGUUGUACAAAAAUUAAACAUCCUAUUUCCAAAGCAAGUUUCAGACCUCACUGACUGCCCUGAGCAAGACCACUUUUUCAGUUGAACUCCAAUUUAAUAUCUGGUGGUGUCUUUAUCUUGACAGGCUUGGAGGUCCUGACCCACUGGAUUUCAUCAGCAUGUUUAAUAACCCAGGGAGUCCUAUGGAAGGUAUUCCAUCUCACUGGCAUUAUGUUUCAUCUGGAUUAUCAGACCUCCAUGGUGAUGGCCGUGUCCAUGAGUAAGGAGUGCAUUAUUUAGUAAACUUUUUGCAGUCUCUGUCAGUUAGGUAUACUGUAGGUGGAAAGAAAUAGGUUCUGAUUUCCUGAUUCUCCAAUUUAUAUUUUCCCCUAUUUUCGCCAAGUAGAUGUCUUUAUUUCCACCCUGGACCUUUUUGUUGUAUAAUUUGCUCAUUAGAAAAAUUUUACAUAUUCUCGGUUUUCACAUGACAUCACCAAAAUUCAAAGGAAGGAAUUGUCGAUUCUUCUGAGUUUCUACUUUCAUGAGGUAUUACUGCGGCAAAACACCUUUAUUUAAACAAAUCUUCGGUUGGAAAGGGUUUUCCGUUUUGCAAUAGAGGACACUUGAAUUUCCAGGCUUUUGCAUGAUAUGGCAUUUAGCUGGUGACCAGGAAAGCUCUUAAUAAAUAUUACUUUAAUCUUUAUGAGUUCUUUAUGAAUUUGCACAUUUGUAGUAACACUCAAAGACAGAUCUUUCUGUUGGUUUCCGGCGGCAACAUUUGUGCCCCUUCCAAGGGACACCAACAUGGCAUCUCCAUACAAAGCUUUAUAAAUUUGGGUAAAACCUUUUUCCAAAUAUCCCACAUAUGAAAUGUUGCACAGACCUGAUUCUUUGCGAGGCUCUUUGUAUAUUUAUCUUCUUUCAUUUCCCAGAUUUGGGACUUUCUGUUUUGAAUGGUUUGCAGUUAAAUUUGUGAUGGUGUAACAGUGAAAACAGAGAAUUUCUUGAACUUUCUACCAUGCCACAUACCAUUAACCAACAGUGAUAGCUUUUACUACAGUGUGGGCUAAAGUGGGCCUCCUUGCCAUGGUUGGUCAAGAAGAUAUCUAAUCUUUUUUCCCUAAAAGCAAGGAAAUAUCUUUGAGUGUGACACUUGGCAUCAGAAAUCCAUGCAUAUUGUUCAAAAUUACUUAAGAUUAAUUGCUUACUGUUGAUGAAAUCAUCAUUUUGCACAGGGUUACCAGGCAAGACGGUCCUAGUGGGUUUGGGUUUGAGCUCACAUUUCGACUGAAAAAGCAAGCUGGAGAGACAUCACCACCCAGCUGGCCAGCAGAAUUACUGCAGUCUCUGGCCCGUUAUAUUUUCCAAACAGGUGUGCAGAUUACAGUUGGUUUAAAAAUGCAUUGCUGUGACAAACCAUUUCGCUAGCUAUGGUUACACAUCUAAGUCAAAAGCUUGAGAGAGAACAUAGCAAAAUGCACUAGAAAAAUACCUGUAUGUAUAAUAUAAAAUUAAUAAUAAAUAGUAUAUCAUCUAUCUCCUAAAAUGAAACGGAUUUUAUGGGCCCUUUUUUCUUAAUUCACUUAAAUUUUUAUCUUUGAUUGUUCUGAGAGUGGCCCUGUAAUUUGUCUUUUCUUCAACAGAUAACACAUUACAGAGUGGUGACCAUGUGUCAUGGCACUUGCCAUUAGACCAGACGCCUUCCACUGCUGGUCAGUAUGACUGUAACCCAUCUCACAUACAGCACAUGUUAAUGGCAGAUGACCCACAGUUGCCACUGAUUACAAGUCCCUUGGGAUCUGUGCGCUUCAUACAGGUUAGGCAAAUGUUAGGAGAAAUUUGUGUGAAUUACUUCUAUAAAACUAAAUGAUAGUUUUGUUAAUGUCAUCAAAUUUAAAGAGGCUUUGUUUUAUGAAAGGUGGUUGGAAUUUGCUCAGAAGAACUACAAGCAGCUCAGCAUUGGAAUGGCCCUGCAGUUUUGGAUCUUCUGCGAAGUGUUCCCCCGUAAGUGGUGUACAUGUGAUCCCCCAUAAAACGAUAUUAUGGUGGAAAUUUAGAGCAAAAUUAUGCUUUUGGAAUCCUCAAGGUUCUAAAUGGUACAAGUUGUUAUAUCUUCCCCACUGAGCUGUUGCCUAUUUUUUACUUUUCUCAUUUAUACAAACGAAAACAACAAUUUUUGUCUACAUGUUUAAAAAAAUAUUGAUUUCAUUUUAAUGUAUUAGCUAUUUUAACACCACAUAAUUAUCAUGCCAUAACUACCCGUAUUUCACAUUUUUUAUUAUUUAUUUGGUAAGGAGGAGGCAGAUCAGAUCAGGGUGCAGAUCAGGGUGCAGAUCAGCAUGUGUUUUAUUCAGUUAAAUAUCAUCUUUUUCAUCUUUUUUUUUAGGGCUGGUGGACCCUGGCUCAUAACAGAUCUGGAUAGAAUAGAAUCAAUUUUUGUUAUUAAUCCCAACCUUCAGGUAACUUAUAAUGUGUUUUUAUUUGCUUGAACUAUAGUCGCUACCAUUAUUGUUAUCACCUAUCAGUACACUUCUUUGGUGUGGAAAUUUUUCAUUAAAAAUAUCUUGCUAGAAGACAGGCCGGACUUAUGUUGGGUCAAAACUGCUUAAUGUACUCUAAGACACACUUUAAAGGAAAGUCUGAUAAGAAAUACCAGUAACUGUUUUUAAUCAACACUCAAAAUGUUAUGACUUGUGCAUAUUAAAGUACAACAAAGUCAACCAGGGUCCCCAACAUUUUAUUGGUCAAUCAAAAGUCACAUUCAUAGCGAAAUAAGCCAUCUGACUUAGUAGUUUGUAAGCCAAUCAAGACUAUUAAGAACAACAAAUAGCCCUCAGUUAUGUUUGUUACACUGUAAGUAUUCUAAAUUACUGGUAUAGGCUGAAGUUAUCAAUUUGAAUACUUCUAAAAUUGUCUAAAUAUUAUUAAUUAUUACAUGUAUAUUCCUGUAAACGGAUAGUUCAAAGGUAUUUUUAUAUUUCUUUACCUGCUGGCACAUCCGAGCUUUUGUUGAGGCAAUUUUAAUGCAGUGAGGUUGUUCACCUUCAUUUAAGACAGGGACUUAGUUGUCCUUUUUAAUGAAACUUCAGUAAUAUCUAUCACUGUAAAACAGGAAAGAGUGUCAAGUGGAAUCAAGAAAGAAGGUUCAAAUCUUAGUGGUGUAUAUGCAAAGUGUUGGUGGGAAGAAAACUUUAUCAACAACUCUCCAGGUCACCAUGCUGGAUUUCCUCCAGGUUCAUCUCACGAUGCCAUGAUAGUGAGAGAUGUUGCUGCUCGCUUUCCUGUGCUACCACCAAUAAAUUCAGGUUCUGCAUUAGAGAGAAGAUCGGCUUGUAGCAGCGUUUUGAGUGAAAUAUCACGGACAAGGACACUUCGUGGAGUUCAUCUUAGGUUUGGGUUGGAAGCAGCGAUGCUUUUGCCACUUGCUAUGAGGUAAGUACUGUGUGAGCUUCAAGGUCAAUGGUGCAUAAAAAAUUUUGGAGCCGAUCAUGAAUCUUGGAAUGGUUAUGAUGAGUCUCAAAUUCUCAUUUUUUGUGGACGGUACUCAUUUCAUCUUGAAGUCUUGACCAUUUUGCUUAAAGUCUCAGAUUCUUGAUAAGUCUCAGAUUUUACUACUAACCAUUCCUGUUUGUUAAGCACCUUUAGGGGGAAAUAAUCUGCUUUUGAGUCAUAUCCACAUUUUAAUGAAUCGCCAUAUACAAUCACUUCUUAUAUUAAGUAACCAGCUCCUCUAAAUGGCCACCCAAUCAAAAUACCGAGCUCGACCGAGCACCCGCAGUGAUAGUUUCUCUCACAAGAGAUCAUAUGUGACUGCCGAGUCUUGGCAUUUUGGGAAGGUGCUUAGUUAUCAGUAAAAUUACAACAGCGAAUAAUUAAUUCAGUUUACAAUUGAAAGUUCUUAGUCAUUGAUUUGUACAGUGAAUGUAUAAUUCAUUCUUUUUAUGACUAACAGGGUUGUCAGUAAGACUUCUUGUAGCAGGAGAAAGGUGUAAUGUUACAGGAGAAUAUUUUUGAAAAAGCCUCCAUGUCUGUACAAAAAGAAGUCAUAGGUUAUCGAACAUUACCCAGAGAAUUCUGUACAAUAAACGGAGAAUUCUCCGAUGCCUAAUGAACACCCUGUUACUCCUUUACUGCUUUUAUUUUUUUCAGGGGCCGUCUUAAUCAUGGGCGACACUUCACAUUUCACAGUUCCAUGAGUGAUAUGGCCAUCACAUUUCUAACUCCCAAUGUCACAGGUUCCAUAACAGAUAAUGAUCACAAGUUUGCUGCCUGUGGUACCUGGCUUCAGGUGUGUUAAGGUUAUUUAUUUGAAAUGUAGUAUCAGCUGUGCCUCAUUUCUGGAUCUUUGUGUCAAGCAAAUGACUAUUCAGAUCUCAAAGUUUUGGAGAAUUUAAGUCUCAACAAAUCAAGUGUUUGGUUGAGGAGAUUAAUGUUUUGUUUUUCUGCAAAAACGAUAGUAAAUCACAUUCUUGGAAUUGUUUUAAGGCAAGGAAGUUGAGAAACUCUUGUCACUGGAACCUUUUGAUUCAUGCAUAUCUAAAUUUGAAUUUUGAGAUAGCAGGAUCACCUUUGAACAACCAUGUUGGACUGUAGCUUUCAAUCUUGCUUCUUCCAGGUAGUAUUUGUUUUGUCUUUUGGACAUAAAGGGCUCCAAAUUAUUGACCAAGCCUUAUAGGACAUAUAAUAAGUGCUUGAUGAAAACCGUAGCUACUUCUGCUUAACAUAGCAGUCUAUGAUUAGAUGACAGUCUCUCUUUGCCUCUAGCCAGAAUUGCAUUAUCAAAUUAUAGUGUUUGUUAUAGCCAGAAUGCCGGGUAAGGUUCAUCCAGAUGGGUACUUCAAUAUUAAAAACAAUUGUGCCAUACUUUUAAUGGGCAUGUUGUAUCAGGGUGCAAAGAAAGUCAGUUUUACGGCUUGCCAUUCUGGCAAGUUGUCGCUAGUAUGUACUACCCCAAGAGUCUUUUAAGUAGCCAAAAAAGAUUUUUGAUGAGUAGCAUUGAUUACAGUUCUUCUGUAAUUUGACUUUCCCAAAAAACUUCACUUGCCGUUAAGUUAAGAACAGAAUUCACUAGCCUGAUUGCAAAAUCCACUAGCCCUGGGCUAUCGGACAUGACUUUGUUUGCACACUGUGUAUUGGCCAGCUGUUCAUUCAAAUAAUAUUCUUUCAGAGUACUUCAGUUCUAGUUAGCCGGUAUUACAAAACUGGCUUCUUGCCUGCUCUUCAUGUGUUUUAUCAGGUUUUGAUUACAGAGGACUUCUUGCAAAGGCUUGAUAAAGAUGUGGAUGAGUUAACAAGACCAAGUGAGGUAAAUAUUGUCAAAAUAUUGUCUACUAUCAGUGACAAACUAUCAUUGGCAAAGGUCAGGGUUGGAUCCCUGGUCAAGCCUAAAUUUUUUCAGGUUCUUUUUCAACAGCUUAGUUAAUGUUUAUUCAACUGUGAGGAUCAUAUCCACUGUUAUACAUUUGCAAGACGUUUGUUGCUCUUUCCUGCCAGGGCUUUACAAUAAGGAUUAAAUUAGCCCAAAUGACAUAUGAUCUGGGUGGGUACAGGUGGUGACAAAUAACAAUGGGAAUACAUGUCAGACAGUGUCAGAUUAAAAUAAACCAACAAGGAAUAUUUUAGAUCUGGAUUUAUUUUUCAUCAUCAUAACCGAUAUCUUUGGCUUAACGAUUGUAUUCCUUUUUCCAGAUCAGACUUCCAAGGGAGUAUCGCUGGCCAAGAUAUGGAAUGGUCAUCUCUGUUCUUCCAGAUGAAUAACAUGUUACCAAACUUCCGACAAGGCUUCAACCGCUGUAUCUACAAACAACUGAACAAAAAGGAGAUCCAAAUCUUUAGUUCACAACCAUUGCGUGACUCUGUGUUGUUCUAGAAGAAAUUUCCAAACCUCGUCUACAUGCGCCGUUUUUUCAAUGAUCUAACAUCCAGUCCAUUCUUGUUGAGAUGCCAUCUGCCUUGGAAUUUUCAAUGUUAUUUUUUUUCCAAAGGGUCGAGCAAUUUUGAUCCAGAGUGGAACAUUGUAUCAUUUACAAGGAGACUGACUGGGUAAUUAGUAAUAGAUCUUUAAAAUGCCGUGUGGUAAGCUGUUUGGUAUGUAGUCUAUAAUAGCCUUUCAAAAAUGUCUGGGCUUGAUGUAAAGAGAAUGAAUUUUAUGAGGCUGUUCAUUUUUACCAGUUGCACUUAAGGUGGCUGAACACAGUUUUGCGGGUGGUCAGCGGUAACUAGCGUGAAGGCGCGUGUUUUAAAUUAGACACACAAACAUGGCAGUUAAAAAGCAAUGGUACACAGAAGACGAUUUCUCAAAAUCUACACAUUAAAAUUUUGUGAUAUUUGGCAGAGUUUUUACUUUUAUUGUAUUUUAAAUCAUGAGAACUUUAAAAUGGAAGUUGAACAGACGGAUUUUGUGACACAUUUAAUAAUUACAGUACCAUUAUACUAUUGAUUAUCUAAAAUCCCGUCUGUUAAAAUUUGGUAAAAUAAGUUUCAAAUGGUAAUAAUAAUUAGUUAUAGUAAGCUGUGUGCAAGUUUAUAGGAAAAUCUAAUGAGCGAAUUUUAUGUAAACUGAGGAAAAGUGGAAUUUUAAGGCUGUAUUCAAUCGUUUAUGUUGCCAUGGAAACUACGAAAACGUCAAAUUUUACCUGUCAAUCAAAAUUUUUCAUCAGUGUAUUUUUCACUUGCCAAGUUUCAGCUUGUGAGCUGCAACCUUCCUCUUGCCAUGAUUUGGCAAAUGACACACACUCAUAAAUUGCCAAAACUGUGUUCAGACACCUUAAUGUAUCACGUGGUGUGACAAAUUGUAUGUAUGUGUGCAACAAUAAUUCAAUGAAAAUGAUUAGCAGGUAAUCCACAUAGCAUAUAUUUGAGAAAAACAAUUUAGUGCCCCAAUCCAGUUGCAUGUUUUAGUUAAAGUUUAAUGUACAGUUUAUGCACACAAAUAGCAAAUCAGUC
Molecule: messenger RNA, 7706 nt
Organism: Porites evermanni
Lineage: Eukaryota; Metazoa; Cnidaria; Anthozoa; Scleractinia; Poritidae
Source: the annotation of a GenBank genome assembly